CCGCGGAGGUAGCGGUUGCGGCAGUCCUGGCUGCCUUGAGGUUCGCUGGGCCCUGGGUCGGCGGCCGCCAUGAACUUCUCUGAGGUGUUCAAGCUUUCCAGCCUGCUCUGCAAGUUCUCCCCGGACGGCAAAUACCUGGCUUCUUGUGUCCAGUAUCGCUUAGUGAUCCGGGAUGUGAACACCCUUCAGAUCCUUCAGCUGUACACAUGCCUGGACCAGAUCCAGCACAUCGAGUGGUCAGCGGACUCCCUGUUCAUCCUGUGUGCCAUGUACAAGCGGGGGCUGGUGCAGGUGUGGUCCUUGGAGCAGCCGGAAUGGCACUGCAGAAUCGACGAGGGCUCGGCCGGGCUGGUGGCCUCGUGCUGGAGCCCCGACGGCCGCCACAUUCUCAACACCACCGAGUUCCACCUGCGGAUAACCGUCUGGUCCUUGUGCACAAAGUCUGUGUCUUACAUCAAAUAUCCUAAAGCCUGUCAGCAGGGGGUUGCCUUCACCCGGGACGGUCGCUACCUGGCGCUGGCCGAGCGGCGGGACUGCAAGGACCACGUGAGCGUCUUCGUCUGCAGCGACUGGCAGCUCCUGCGGCACUUUGAUACGGAGACCCAGGACCUCGCAGGGAUUGAGUGGGCCCCAAAUGGCUGUGUGCUGGCCGUGUGGGACACCUGUCUGGAGUACAAGGUCCUGCUCUACUCAUUGGACGGCCGGCUCUUGUCUGCCUACUGUGCCUACGAGUGGUCCCUGGGCGUCAAGUCUGUGGCCUGGAGCCCCAGCAGCCAGUUCCUGGCGGUCGGAAGCUAUGACGGGAAGGUGCGCAUUCUUAAUCACGUGACUUGGAAAGUGAUCACAGAGUUUGGGCAUCCAGCGACCGUGAAUAAUCCCAAAAUAGUUGUGUAUAAGGAAGCUGAGAAGAAUCCGCGGCUGGCACUGGGCCGCCUUGCCUUCCCCCUGCCCAGAGCAGCGGCCGGCCCAGCCUCCACCACGGAGAGCAAAUACGAGGUCGCCUCGGCGCCAGUGUCCUUGCAGACUGUGAAGCCCGUCGCUGACCGAGCGAACCCGAGAAUCGGCGUGGGCGCGCUCGCCUUCAGCCCGGACAACUACUUCCUGGCCACGAGGAGCGACAGCGUCCCGAACGCCGUCUGGAUCUGGGACAUACAGAAGCUGCGACUCUUCGUGGUGCUCGAGCAGCUGUCCCCGGUGCGCUCCUUCCAGUGGGACCCCCAGCAGCCCCGGCUGGCCAUCUGCACGGGAGGCAGCAAGGUGUACCUGUGGUCGCCGGCGGGCUGCGUGUCGGUGCAGGUGCCGGGGGAAGGUGACUUUCAGGUGCUUUCUCUGUGCUGGCAUUUCAGCGGGGACUCACUGGCUCUGCUCAGUAAGGACCACUUCUGUCUGUGUUUCCUGGAGACCGGGGAGAGAGUUGGCACCGCCUUUGGACGGCCCGGUGACCACACAUAGGGCCUGUGUGUACCCAGGCCCGGGUGAGACCGAGGCGGGAUGCCUGGCACGUGCCGGCUGUGGAGAAGGGACGGGCUUCACUGGGGAGUUGCUCUAGCUGGCCCAGAGGGAAUGAUCUGCUGUUAUUUUUCUAUAGCGUUUUUGUAAAUAUGUAUGGUAUGAAACUAAUUUUUUUUAAAUAAAUAUUUGCUAAUUC
Molecule: messenger RNA, 1648 nt
Organism: Neomonachus schauinslandi (Hawaiian monk seal)
Lineage: Eukaryota; Metazoa; Chordata; Mammalia; Carnivora; Phocidae
Gene: WRAP73
Product: WD repeat containing, antisense to TP73
Exons: 12
Coding region: 70-1452 (460 amino acids)
Biological process (GO): mitotic sister chromatid segregation; protein localization to mitotic spindle pole body; microtubule anchoring at mitotic spindle pole body
Cellular component (GO): MWP complex; microtubule organizing center; mitotic spindle
Molecular function (GO): protein binding
Source: RefSeq, a predicted model, not a curated record